Molecule: messenger RNA, 891 nt
Organism: Erigeron canadensis
Lineage: Eukaryota; Viridiplantae; Streptophyta; Magnoliopsida; Asterales; Asteraceae
Exons: 1
Coding region: 1-891 (296 amino acids)
Source: RefSeq, a predicted model, not a curated record
AUGGUUAGCUGGAUUAUGGCUUGUGUAAAGUCUACUAAAUUUUUUAUUUGUUUAAAUGGAGGGAUUCAUGGUUAUUUCAAGGGAGGUAGAGGACUAAGGCAGGGUGAUCCCAUCUCUCCUUACCCUUUUACUUUGGUUAUGAAGGUUUUCAACCUUAUAAUGUGCAAGAAUAUAAGAGAGUCAAGGGAUUUUGGGUAUCAUUUUGGAUGUAAAGAGUUGAAGCUAUCACAUUUAUGUUUUGCUGAUGAUUUGUUGGUGUUCUACAAAGGAAAUGUUGAGUCUCUUAAUGUGAUUAAAUCAUCUUUGGAGGAGUUUGCUCAUGUUUCCGGUUUGACACCUAAUCUGUGGAAAAGUAUCAUAUUUUUUGGUAGUGUGAAUGAGGAAGAUAAAAGUGAUUUAUUGCAAGUAUUACCAUUUAAAUGUGGAAAACUUCCUGUCAGAUAUUUAGGUGUGCCAUUGUUGGCUAAGAAAUUGGGAACUGUUGAUUGUAAAGUAUUAAUUGAUAGAGUUAAGUCUAAAAUUGAGUGUUGGAAAUAUAAGAUACUUUCAUAUGCAGGGAGAAUUCAGUUGAUUGCAUCUGUGUUGUCUUCCAUGCAACUUUAUUGGGCUUCUGUGUAUAUGCUACCCAAUUAUGUUAUUAAGGAGAUAGAAAAGCUUCUUAAAGGUUUUUUUUGGAAUGGUGGUGGUUCUGCUAAGGGAAGGGCUAUAGUUGCUUGGAAAGUUGUAUGUAGGCCUAAAGAACAAGGUGGUCUUGGUGUUAAGGAUCUGAAAAGGUGGAAUGAGGUUUUACUAAUUAGACAGUUUUGGAAGAUUUUGUUAAAGGAGAACUCACUUUGGGCUACUUGGGUGAAAGUUGUCAUUAAAAAAGACAAAUAUUUGGGAGGUGGUUGA